AUGUCCGCCAAGGCCCCGAUCUACCUGAAACGCGGCGGGCGGAAGGGGAAGAAGGAGAAACUCCGCGACAUCCUCUCCUCCGACAUGAUCAGCCCGCCCUUGGGCGACUUCCGCCACACCAUCCACAUCGGCAGCGGCGGCGAGGCCGACAUGUUCGGGGACAUCUCCUUCCUCCAGGGCAAAUUCCACCUCCUCCCUCGCACCGACGGCGGCUUCGACUCCGACAAGGACAGCCCCGAGGCGGCGCCGUUCGCCUUCUCCAGGACGGCCACCAUUUCCGGGCCUUCUUCGGAGGCGGCGUCGCCUCUCUUGAAAAACGCCAUUUCCUUGCCCGUCAUCGGUGGGCCCCAGGCCUUGACGUUACCGGCGGGGCCGGGCCCACCUCCUCCGCCGCGUCGUUUCGCCACCAACGGAUUCUCCGAGGAGAAAGGCGAGGCCGAGGCGCCCUUCCUGUCCCACGCCGGCUCCCUCCUCUCCCUCCACGUGGAUUUGGGGCCCUCGAUUUUGGAGGACGUCCUUCAGGUGAUGGAGAAGCACCAAGGGGGCGGAUCUAGACAGGAUUCGGGCAGGCCUGAAAUCUUGACGUGA
This is a messenger RNA of Mesitornis unicolor (brown roatelo), 588 nucleotides long. Its product is annotated as cdc42 effector protein 2-like. Lineage: Eukaryota; Metazoa; Chordata; Aves; Mesitornithiformes; Mesitornithidae. Bases 1 to 588 code for a protein of 195 amino acids. The record is from RefSeq and is a predicted model, not a curated record. The transcript is spliced from 2 exons.